AUGCUGCCUCCCCACAACUACAUUCUGAAUGGUACCGCGACCAAGUUCCGAAAGAGGCUCAAAGGUCACCGCUCAGACGCAGAAUUCGUGUUCACCGCCGAGGAGCUCAUCAGCGAGACGGUGCGAUUUGGAGAUGCCGACGUCCUGAUGGAUAUAUUCAGUCUGAUACACUCUGUACCAGGAUGGGGAGGAAAAUUAUCCUUGUCAGCGAUGCGAAUCGAGAUCGGAACACUGUUUUCGAGCCAAUACCCUCGUCGAUCGAACAAAUGCGCCGGGUGUGCCAGCGUGUAUGCUCCUUGUCGAUUCGACUUGGGCAAGAUCAUACCACCAUUAUCGGGGGCCAGGUACAUCGUCAACUUUGCACGGCGGCAUACUCUCCAGGGGGACCUCUCCCGCAUGAGAAGCCGCGAAUGUAUGAGAAACCAGCAUGACAGGCACUUAUUAAACAUAAAAACAUAUCAGGAUCUGUUGGCCAUCAUCUGCCCUACCGGGAGACACUAUGCAAACCUCCCUCCAAACUCCCCGGAAGCUUUAGCUUGGGUUCGGAGCGUGCUUGCGAUCCUCGGGUAUGCCCCGGUCGAUGAUACUGGACGCUACCACGUCGUCCUCUCGAGCAAUCGGAACAUUGCGGUAUUCUGCUCCAGCGCUUUGCACGAAGUGCGCGAAGUUCCGAAGCGGUCUCGUCGACGAUCCAAGAGGAUCCCCUCACCCGACAGUUCGAGUGACGACGAGUCAUCUUCAAGACCUCUGAACAAACGGCCUCGUACGAGACGUCACGUCACUCCCGAGGAGGACGAGCUGGAUGGAUCAUCGAAUACGAAUCCAAAGUCGCGGGAUUCAAGGUCGGGUGUGACUACCUCGAGCAGCGAGCCGGAGCACACAGGUGUCGACCUCCCUCCUUCCACCACAUUGAUGUCGUCGUCAACGGCGGCCGUAGAAGAGGAUAUCGACGAGCUAUCUACCGGGUCGGGAUCACCGCCGCCUAGAAGUCCUACACCUCCUGUGAAACGGAGUGGAACCCCACCAGGAUCUAUCCCGUCGAGCGAUCAGCAACGAGUGCAAGUGCGGUCGAGCGUACCUCUGUUUGUCGGGAAAGCUACUGCCGCCCAUGUAGGAGAAUCAUCAAAUGAGGUCGUUACAGGAGGCUCGGAAGUCGUCGCAGGAGGCUCGACGGUCGUCCCAGGAGACUUCUCCGUCGUUCCGGAAGUUCCGCAGGCCGUCCCUGUCGCAUGCCCGAGCCUGACAGAGACAGCUGUUCCGAUUUCCAACCCCGAGCAAGAACCUGGGUCAGCUAUUCCAGUGCCGCCACCGGUGUCAGCCUCUUUUACUGCGGAACUACUAGCGAGGGGGGAGCCAACCUCGCAUCAAACGGCAGAUGAGCGUGUCAGUACAACAAGAGGAGCGGGAUCUUCAACUCGGCUCUUGACAGGUCAGGGCGACAACGCGGCUGAAUCACACCCCUCAUCCUCGACCUCGACCUUACAACCUACCUUGUCGUUACGCAGCGCGUUACAUACAUACACCAAGCUACGAAUCGAUGAUCUGGCUCCAGGUACAAUCGACUCGGACGACCUGGAUCGGCAGAUGAUCGAGUUGAGCGGGAUGUUAGAUGGGUGCGAUGGGCUGGACCGACAAAGGCGCCAAGAACUGGAAUCACAUAUGCACGAAUGGCUGGUAGCCACAUUCCGGAGGUAUAAUCAAGCACAGUCGCAGCGAUAG
Molecule: messenger RNA, 1719 nt
Organism: Filobasidium floriforme
Lineage: Eukaryota; Fungi; Basidiomycota; Tremellomycetes; Filobasidiales; Filobasidiaceae
Exons: 5
Coding region: 1-1719 (572 amino acids)
Source: RefSeq, a predicted model, not a curated record